This is a messenger RNA of Hyla sarda, 4554 nucleotides long. It is a transcript of the gene PHKB, whose product is annotated as phosphorylase kinase regulatory subunit beta. The coding region runs from base 221 to 3493 and encodes 1090 amino acids. Lineage: Eukaryota; Metazoa; Chordata; Amphibia; Anura; Hylidae. Gene Ontology annotation, molecular function: calmodulin binding. The transcript is spliced from 32 exons. Gene Ontology annotation, biological process: glycogen metabolic process. Gene Ontology annotation, cellular component: phosphorylase kinase complex. The record is from RefSeq and is a predicted model, not a curated record.
AUGAAGCCAUGGUUUGUGUGGUGUAACAUCCCUGACACCGUGUUCACCCCUGUUACUGUAUCUGUGGGGUCUAGCAUGGUGGCCCUGUGUCCUGUGUAGGGAAUGGGGGAUGGGCAGAGCUGAGGCUACCUAGCCGCUAACACCUUAAUUUCACUGUAAUUGCUUCUAACCACUACUAACCUGCUGCCAAAUUGAGUUGAGACGCCUAUGGUUGGUCCCAAUGCAGUCGUGUAAAAUGGCUCAGCUGGUCGACAGGACCAUAUCCAUGUCGCCUACGUGCUUGCGAUCAGGUUCAGUUUAUGAACCCCUUAAAAGCAGUGACCUUCCCCGAUCGGACAAUGAAAGCUUGUGGGACAAACUAGACCGGUACUACAGAAUUGUGAAAAUCACAGUUUUGAAUUUUCAGAGUCCAACAACUGGCCUAUUCCCCACCGAGACUGUUGGCGACUGUAAGAAGGCCAAAAUCCAUGAUAGUCUGUACUGUGCUGCAAGCGCUUGGGCCUUGGCUCUUGCCUACAGGCGCAUUGAUGAUGAUAAAGGACGGACACAUGAGCUGGAGCAUUCAGCAAUCAAAUGCAUGAGAGGAAUCCUGUACUGUUACAUGCGGCAGGCCAAUAAGGUUGAGCAGUUUAAGCAGGACCCCAGCCCACAGAAAUGUCUUCAUUCUAUCUUUCACUUGGACACAGGAGACGAGAUCCUGUCCUACGAGAAGUAUGGGCACCUCCAGAUAAAUGCGGUGUCUCUAUUCCUCUUGUACUUGGUGGAGAUGAUUUCGUCCGGACUGCAGAUAAUUUACAAUACAGACGAGGUUUCCUUCAUCCAGAACCUUGUAUUCUGUGUGGAGCGAGCGUACCGUGUGCCAGACUUUGGGAUCUGGGAGAGAGGCAGCAAAUAUAACAACGGCAGCACAGAAUUACAUUCAAGCUCAGUUGGAUUGGCUAAAGCUGCUCUUGAAGCCAUUGAUGGAUUCAACCUCUUUGGAAACCAGGGCUGCUCCUGGUCCGUCAUCUUUGUCGAUCUGGAUGCACAUAACCGAAACAGACAGACACUGUGCUCCCUGCUGCCCAGAGAGUCGCGCUCCCAUAACACAGACGCUGCCCUCCUUACCUGCAUCAGUUACCCAGCAUUUGCUGUGGAUGAUGAUGUCUUGUUUAGUCAGGCAAUGGAUAAAAUUGUGCGCAAACUGAAAGGAAAGUAUGGAUUUAAGCGUUUUCUUAGGGACGGUUAUCGGACAUCUCUUGAAGAUGAAAAUCGGCGUUACUACAAGCCUGCUGAGAUCAAGCUGUUUGACGGCAUCGAGUGUGAAUUUCCAGUGUUUUUGGUCUAUAUGAUCAUCGAUGGAGUCUUCAGAGGAGACACAGAACAAGUAAAAGAAUUUGAAGCUUUUCUUGAUCCACUGCUUUUCUUUGCAUUUGAUGGGUGUCCCAUCAUUCCUGAGUAUUACCAUGUACCAGCUGACUUUGUUGAAGCUGAGAAGCUGAACCCCAACAGUCAGAAGAGGUUUCCCAGUAACUGUGGACGGGACGGCAAGCUCUUCCUAUGGGGACAAGCAUUGUACAUCAUCUCCAAACUCCUGGUUGAAGAAUUAAUAAGCCCUAGGGACAUUGAUCCAUUGCACCGUUAUGUUCACCGACGCGAUCAGAGAAACAUCAGCAUGAGAUACUCCAACCAGGGGCCAAUGGACAAUGACACAAUGAUACAUGUAGCCCUAAUAGCAGAGAGCCAGCGGUUACAGGUGUUUUUGAACACUUAUGGCAUUCAGACACAGACUCCACAACAGGUGGAGCCUAUCCAGAUAUGGCCACAGCAGGAGUUGGUAAAGGCAUAUCUUCAUCUGGGGGUCCAUGAGAAACUGGGGUUGUCAGGAAGGCCGGACAGACCCAUCGGUUGCCUUGGAACAUCAAAGAUUUAUCGCAUCCUUGGGAAAACGGUUGUCUGUUAUCCUAUCGUGUUUGACCUGAGUGACUUCUACAUGUCCCAGGACGUCAUGCUGCUUAUUGAUGACAUUCAGAAUGCCCUGCAGUUCAUCCGGCAGUACUGGAAGAUGAAGGGGCGUCCUUUGUUCCUGGUGCUAAUUCGUGAGGAUAACAUUCGCGGAAGCCGAUUUAACCCUAUCCUGGAUAUGCUCGCCUCCUUUAAAAAUGGAAAUGUGGCAGGGGUCAAAGUUCAUGUGGACAGAUUACAGACUCUUAUAUCUGGAGCAAUGGUCGAGCAACUGGACUUCCUGAGGAUCAAUGAGUCAGAAGUGAUCCCAGAGUUCCACAGCUUCGAGGAGCUUGAAGUCCCAAAACACUCAAAAGUCAACAGACAAUCCAGCAUCCCAGUUGCAGACCGAGAAAAGCAGCCUGAAAUCAACAUGGCAGAAUGGAAACACCGCCCAACCUAUGAAAUCCUGCAGAAGCUGAAUGACUGUACCUGCCUUGCCUCUCAGGCUAUUCUGCUCAGUAUUUUAUUGAAGAGAGAAGGGCCACAUUUUAUCACAAAGGAAGGUACAGUGUCUGACUUCAUGGAGAGAAUCUAUAGGAAAGCAGGUAGCAAUAAGCUCUGGUCUGUUGUGCGUCUUGCUGCCAGUCUUUUAGGUAAAAUAGUGGACAGCCUUGCACCAUCAAUAACUAAUGCUUUAGUUCAGGGCAAGCAGGUCACUCUUGGUGUUUUUGGUCAUGAGGAAGAAGUUAUCUCCAACCCGCUGUCACCUGGGGUGAUAAAGGAUAUAAUCUACAGCAAGUGCAGUCCAUAUGAUGAUCGGGAGGCCGUCCUGCAGCAAGAACUUGUCAUCCACAUUGGAUGGAUCAUCUCCAACACUCCACAGCUGUUCAGCGGCAUGUUAAAGAUUAGAGUUGGAUGGAUAAUUCAUGCCAUGAGAUAUGAACUUAAGAUCCGCAGCGGGGAGCAGCCAGAGCAGGACAUCUACCAGCUAUCACCCAGUGAGAUCAAACAGCUUCUCCUCUGUAUUCUGCAGCCUCAGCAGUCCGGGAGGUGUUGGCUGAAUCGCAGGCAGAUAGACGGCUCUCUGAACAGAAAUCCAUCCGGAUUCUACGACAGGGUAUGGCAGAUUCUGGAGAGAACACCCAGUGGCAUCAUAGUGGCUGGAAAGUUCCUCCCUCAGCAACCUACCCUGUCUGACAUGACUAUGUACGAGAUGAACUUCUCCCUUCUGGUGGAGGACAUGCUGCAGAACAUCUCACAGCCUGAAUACCGGCAGAUCAUUGUUGAGCUGCUGAUGGUCGUGUCUGUAAUCCUGGAGAGAAACCCUGAGUUUGAAUUUCAAGAGAAAGUCGAUUUGGACAAACUGGUGAAAGAGGCAUUUAAUGAUUUUCAGCGAGACCAGAGCCGACUUCAAGGAGCAGAAAAACAGGGUGACAUGUCCACUUUCUACAACACUCCCCCACUGGGCAGGAAAGGGACCUGUAGCUACCUGACAAAAGCUGUCAUGAACAUGCUGCUGGAAGCUGAAGUCAGGCCAAACACCGAUGACCCGUGCAGCAUCAGCUAAAGACGUUCACCGGCAACAAGCGACAAGCAUGGCCUCUGCAUUUAUCACUUGACUCGUCGCACUCUGUGCUUAGUGACUCGUGCCAGCAUAGCAGAGUUCUUACAUAACGCUUGGCUUCUGUUUUGCCACUGUUUUGCAUUGAAUCAAGUAAAGAACUGGAAACUGUCCUGGGCCAGCUAUAAUAGUAUACAGUAUGUUACCCAGGACAAUACCACAUAAACAUCAGAAAUCUGGUUUUCCACAAUCUUAACUUAUUAUUGUUUAAAUGUUUUAAAGUUCUACAACUCUAAUUCAGUUUACCAUGUUAAAGUAAUCUGCUUAUCAUGUUAAAGUAAUCUGCUUAUCUGAGAUUCUCAUUUAUACCCAAUAACUGGAAACCAAUAUUUUUGUCACAGCCUAGGAUUUGUUACAAUAACAUCCAGUCUCGACUAACUCCUGUGAGUUAAACAGCCUGUCACAAAGCAUCAAUGCAGGUAAGGGUGGGUUCACAUUGCGGUCGGGCUCCGCUAAAGGAAACUCCUCAACAAUUGUGUCAAAAUGACAGGAGUUUAGCUGAGAAAAAAAUGGUGCCGUAUCCCUGAUGAACCCCAUUCAAGUAAAUAGGAUCUGUCAGUACCCAGUGGAGCCAGUUGUGCUCCGACCCAUUUGGGUGCCAUUCAGCACAAAAAAAGGAGCCAAAUGGACCCAGAAUGGGACAGAGCACAACUGCAAUGUGAACCUAGCAUUUAAUGUAACAGUCUGUGGUCCAAACUAUCAGGGCAGGAAAGAGAUUUAUGUUGCGGAUGUAUUUAUGUCACAGAAUAUGGUCUAAAAUAGAAAAAAUUAGGCUAUGUUCAAACCAUAGUUAGUUAUAUUUUUCAUUAUUUUUCUCAGUUAUAGAAGAAAAACAAAUUAAAAAAAAUAAUGCCAGUGCUGAAUCGCAUAGAAGCUGGACACCAGCAGACCCCAUUAACUUUUAUGAGUCAGGUGGUUUUUCAUCAUGGCAUUUCAAUGUUAACUCUCAUUAAAACAAAUUUUUGCUAUUGCACUCCUUAUGAUAAAAAAUAUUUCUAAUAUACUUU